Molecule: messenger RNA, 576 nt
Organism: Penicillium cosmopolitanum
Lineage: Eukaryota; Fungi; Ascomycota; Eurotiomycetes; Eurotiales; Aspergillaceae
Exons: 1
Coding region: 1-576 (191 amino acids)
Source: RefSeq, a predicted model, not a curated record
AUGACAACGGAAACGGAGAACCUGGAUAACCAUCUUCCCGUCUCGCCUAACACCCUACGGAAGACAUUCUUGCGUGUCGACUUCCCGGUAGAAGAAUAUGUGCCCGAAGCAAUCCUCGAGCCGAAAGAAAUAUAUCGAAUCCCCUUCAGUUUUGUCGUGCCUUCUCAUAUCCCGGCGCAAAUAUGCCACCAUACCUGCGCGAAUUGCCAAGUUCACGAAGAACACCUGCAACUUCCCCCGAGCCUAGGCAAAAUAUCGCAAUACUUUGAGAAUACCCACGACAUGGCGCCAUCCGAAGCAGAGAUUCAAUAUAGCAUCAGCUUUUCAGUCGUUGAGAAGAUGUCGCAGGCAGAAUGGCCGAAAGCCCUCAAUGAAACAAUCUAUCCGAUUUACAUAUUGCCUCGACGAUCGGAGAUGGCCCCGCUCCUACUCUAUCCGGAAAGCAGAUACUACAAAACAAGAGCAGAAAAGGGCCUCAAAAAAGGGAAUCCUGCGAUCGGAAGUCGGAACUAUGGUGCUAUCAACUUUCCAGCCACAAGGAAUCGAGUUGUGCCGCGGACCGCAACCCCAAAAUAG